Messenger RNA from Penicillium subrubescens, 2151 nucleotides. RefSeq names its product ATP-binding cassette Fe/S cluster precursor transporter ATM1 (gene atm1). Gene Ontology annotation, cellular component: mitochondrial inner membrane. Lineage: Eukaryota; Fungi; Ascomycota; Eurotiomycetes; Eurotiales; Aspergillaceae. The coding region runs from base 1 to 2151 and encodes 716 amino acids. The transcript is spliced from 7 exons. Gene Ontology annotation, molecular function: ABC-type transporter activity; ATP hydrolysis activity; ATP binding. The record is from RefSeq and is a predicted model, not a curated record. Gene Ontology annotation, biological process: intracellular iron ion homeostasis; transmembrane transport.
AUGCUGCUCAGAGCGGCACGAUCGCCGUGCUGGCGCACAGCGCGGUACUUAUAUCCGAGCUUCGCCGGCCAGGCACGGUGGACGAGCCCGAAUCGCAUUCAACAGCACACACUUCAGCUACGAGUGUUCACCUCUAGCAGUUCAUGGCUCAACCAAUCCACCGAUGGCAAAGACCCGACCUCUGCGAGGAACAACUCCCUGCCCGCUGCUACCGCCGCCGAAGUGGCCAAUGCCGCUAUUGUCCAGAAACCGGAGGCCGGUGAGGCCAAGAAUACCCCGAAGAAGGACUUGCUGAGUGAGGCAGCUAUGGCAAAGAAGGAACAGCGCAGUGCAGAUUGGGCUAUCAUGAAAGAGAUGGCUAGAUAUUUGUGGCCUAAGGAUGACUGGGGUACCAAGCUUCGAGUGGGAACUGCACUUUCACUGCUUGUGGGUGCGAAGAUUCUCAAUGUGGAGGUUCCAUUCUACUUCAAGAACAUUGUGGACUCCAUGAACGUCGAUUUCGCGACCCUUGGUGGAACAGCAUACACCGUGGCAGGCUCCAUGAUCAUCGCUUAUGGCGCCACCCGUAUCGGAGCCACUUUCUUCCAAGAACUGCGUAAUGCAGUCUUUGCCAGUGUUGCGCAAAAGGCAAUUCGCAAGGUUGCCCGGAAUGUGUUUGACCACUUGCUCCGACUUGAUCUCAACUUCCACCUCUCACGCCAGACCGGCGGUCUCACCCGAGCCAUUGAUCGUGGUACCAAAGGUAUCAGCUUCUUGCUGACCUCCAUGGUCUUCCAUGUUGUACCAACUGCACUUGAGAUCUCGCUCGUGUGCGGUAUUCUCACCUACCAAUAUGGUUUCCAAUUCGCCGCCAUCACAGCUACUACCAUGGUAGCAUACACAGCGUUCACCAUUACCACCACCGCCUGGCGCACCAAGUUCCGUCGACAGGCCAAUGCCGCUGACAACCGCGGUGCUACCGUUGCUGUCGACUCGCUCAUCAACUACGAGGCUGUCAAGUACUUCAAUAAUGAGAACUUUGAGGUCGCUCGCUACGACAAGGCCUUGAAGAACUACGAAGACGCCUCGAUCAAAGUCACCACCUCCCUGGCCUUGCUAAACUCUGGCCAGAACAUGAUCUUCUCCACUGCGCUGGCCGCAAUGAUGUAUCUGGCGGCCGACGGCGUGGCUACAGGUGCCCUGACAGUCGGCGAUCUGGUCAUGGUCAACCAAUUGGUUUUCCAGCUCUCCGUGCCGCUCAACUUUUUGGGCUCGGUUUACCGUGAGCUGCGCCAGUCUCUGCUGGACAUGGAGACUCUUUUCAACCUGCAAAAGGUGAAUGUCACCAUCCAGGAGAAGCCCAACGCGAAGCCGCUCGAGCUGAAGAAGGGCGGUGAAAUUCGCUUCGAGAACGUCACGUUCGGCUAUCACCCGGACCGUCCAAUUCUGAAGAACACGACAUUCACGAUUCCCGCUGGCUCCAAGUUCGCCAUCGUGGGCCCCAGUGGUUGCGGCAAAUCGACCAUCCUGCGUUUGCUCUUCCGAUUCUACGACACCCAGUCCGGUCGGAUCUUGAUUGAUGGCCAGGACGUACGUGAUGUAAGCCUUGACAGCCUCCGGCAGGCCAUCGGUGUGGUGCCCCAGGACACGCCACUGUUUAACGACACCAUCGCACACAACAUUCGCUACGGUCGGAUCGAUGCCUCGGAUGAAGAGGUGCGCCAUGCCGCCGAGCGCGCCCGCAUCAGCCAGCUGAUCGAGCGACUUCCUGAUGGAUACGAGACCGCGGUCGGCGAGCGCGGCAUGAUGAUUUCGGGCGGCGAGAAGCAACGGUUGGCGAUUUCGCGAUUGUUGCUCAAGGACCCGCAGCUGUUAUUCUUCGAUGAAGCGACCUCGGCCUUGGACACAUACACGGAGCAGGCGCUACUGCAGAACAUCAACAGCAUUCUGAAAGAAAAGAGCCGCACAAGCGUCUUUGUCGCGCACCGGCUGCGGACGAUCUACGAUAGUGAUCAGAUCCUGGUGCUCAAGGAUGGAGAGGUGGCGGAGAUGGGGUCACACCGGGAGUUACUGGAUCUAGAGGGAGUUUAUGCGGAGCUCUGGAACGCCCAGGAACUGUCGCUUUCCCACGAGGAGGGCGAGACGCCGUCCGAGGAGAAGAAGGUCGAGUAG